UUUAUGUUUUUUUUUCCAUGCAGGCUGUGUGCUUUCUUAUUGCUCAGUGCUCAUUUCUGUGCUGUAAAUCUGGGGAAAUGCAAAGUAAUCAGCAGGGCCAGGCCAGUCAUAAUUUGGAAAGAAUCAGUGUACAAAUUGCUUUAUGUUUCAGUAUGGAACUUCUACAGAACAAAAGCAAAGGACUGCAACCAACUCGAUAGCAUGAAGAGAAGGCAAAUGCCGGACUGACAGUAGUGCAGAAGAAAACCAGUUCACUGCCUAAACUAAGAAACAUAAUAAAUUCAAACUUGGAUUUCAGAGUGAAAGUAAUUAUGUAUUCUUGAAAAUAGGGUUGCAGACUUGCUUUCUAGGCUAUCAUCUGUUAAUACUGCUCUGGCAGGAGCAAAAAAACUAAAGAUACUAGAGGCCCUGAGUAAAAUAUGACACACAGCCGCUCUCUUCCAGCAUAGAAUAGCAUGCCUGCAAAAUAGCUGUUGCCAAAAUGUUUCUUGAUGCAUUAGGAUGUAUGGAACCAGAAAUUUGAAGGGUGCCUGAAAUUUUGCAAUUGUUCCAUUCAAACUGAAAGAGCUGUCAUGGAUUAAUAACUGUUCUUCAUAGAUAAAAAUGACUUGAAGGCUAUUUAUUAAAAAAAAAAAAAAUAGGCAGAGACAACACAACCGUUUCUACGUAAACAUUAACAGUGGGCCUGUCUCAAUCUAUCAUGGAAAGCAUGUUUUUACAAGAUGUUUCUUUAAAAGGAAGAAAUAGGAGGAGCACUGACUUACGAUUGAAAGGUUUGGGAUGUUUGUGUUUUUCCUUUGGGUCUUUGUGGCUUACAGAAUGGAACACGCAACACGAUGCAGCGCUCCUGCUUGUUUUCCAGUUGGGAGACUGAGGCUGACUGAAGGAAUAUCUGUGUUUGAAUACAGUCGUUUUCCAUCUGGAUUCUGAUAAAAUCCUGUUACGUGGUGCUUCAACUCAGUCCGGGGACUGAAGACUGUAGAUGUGCUGCAUGAGCUCCUCCUAAAUGCCCUUUGGCACCUGACAAAUUUAUGCCUUACUAUUGGUCUUGUUCUUCAUAGGGAAACAGAAAUUUCAGAUAUUGUGCUGUACGUCGUACUGAUCUUUGUCCAAAGUACUUCAAAGGAAGGACAAUAUAUUGUUUAGAAGACACAGGUUAAUACAGUGGGUAAUACUAUUUGAAGAUGCCAACGUCCUGGCAAAUAUGCUGCAAGAAAAAAUCCAGACCUAAGAAUGGAAAUGCCGAAAUGGAUGAUAUGGAAGACACAAGUGAAAAAAUGCAGAUGAAAAAAGAAAUUACGUUACUAAAUGGAGUUUCUUUAAUUGUAGGAAAUAUGAUUGGCUCUGGGAUCUUCGUAUCUCCCAGAGGCGUUUUAAUGUACAGUGCUUCCUAUGGACUCUCUCUCAUCAUCUGGGCUCUUGGCGGAAUGUUUUCUCUGUUUGGAGCUUUAUGUUAUGCUGAGUUGGGAACAUGCAUUGUCAAAUCCGGAGCUAGUUAUGCCUACAUCCUGGAAGCAUUUGGUGCCUUUGUGGCCUUCAUUAGACUGUGGUCUUCUUUGCUAAUUAUUGAACCAACAACUCAGGCAGUGAUAGCAAUCACAUUUGCUAACUAUAUUGUUCAGCCGAUUUUUCCUCAUUGUGAGCCUCCAUACGAUGCAGUCAGAUUGAUUGCAGCUGCUUGUAUUUGUUCCUUAACAUUUGUUAAUUGUGUUAAUGUGAAAUGGGGAACUCGUGUGCAAGAUAUUUUCACAUAUGCAAAACUUAUGGCCCUUGUCGUGGUGAUCUCUGUUGGCCUUUACAAAAUUGGUAAAGGAGAAACGGAAAACCUCAGAGCUCCCUUUGAGGGCUCAGCAACAGACCCGGGGAUGAUUGCGCUGGCUCUGUACUCAGCCCUCUUUUCCUACGCGGGGUGGGAUACCCUGAAUUACGUCACUGAGGAGAUGAAGAACCCCGAGAGGAAUUUACCUCUUUCUAUUGCAAUUUCCAUGCCAAUUGUGACUGUUAUUUACUUGCUGACUAAUAUAGCGUACUACGUAGUGCUGGACAUGUCAGCGCUCCUCACAAGUGAUGCAGUGGCGGUGACGUUUGGCACUGAAACGCUUAGUUAUGCUAAGUGGAUAAUUCCUAUAGCUGUGGCCAUGUCUUGCUAUAGUGGGUUAAACUCAUCAAUAAUUGCAGCAUCUAGGCUUUUCUAUGUUGGAGCCAGAGAAGGACACCUCCCUGAUAGUCUGAGCUUGAUUCAUGUAAAGUGUUUCACACCAGUCCCUGCUCUUCUCUUUAAUGGUUUAAUGACUUUGCUUUAUCUCCUCGUGGAAGAUGUUUUCCUCCUCAUUAAUUACUACUGCUUCAACUACUGGCUCUUUGUGGGCCUGUCUAUUGCAGGACUAAUAUAUUUGAGAUACACUCAGCCACGUAGACCACGGCCUAUUAAACUUAAUCUCUUCUUCCCUAUCAUAUACUGUUUAUGUUCCCUUUUCCUGGUCAUAGUCCCUCUUUACAGUGACACAAUCAAUUCCCUUAUUGGCAUUGGCAUUGCCCUCUCAGGCAUUCCUGCAUACUAUUUAGGAGUCUAUCUGCCAGUUGAAAAAAGGCCUAAAUGGCUACAGUGGCUCUCUGUUACAACGACCAAAUACAUUCAGCUGCUCUUCUACUGUGCUCUGUCAGACCUGGACAUAGACAUGGAACCUACAAAAGCUAAAGGCAAAUAGGGUUGCCUUGACAUUGGGAAUUGCACUUGACACAUCCUGUCUGGAACAAUUUUUAUAACCUGAAGUUCCCUCCAUAUCCUCAGAUACACUAAAGCAUCAGCCACUCUACUUUGCACCAGUUUGAUGUCUGUUAAUUUCUGCUUCAUAAACCACUUGCCAGCCUCUGUUUUACAGGAUUUUUUUAAACUGUUGGUUAACAGGUACUGAACAGCACUUUGAAACUAUAAAGCAUGGUACAAGCGCUUAUCAGUAGGCAAUUAUUGGGUUCACUAGAACAGGCUGCCCAGGGAGGUGGUGGAGUCUUCGUCUCUGGAGAUAUUUAAGACCCGCCUGGACGCCUACCUGUGUGACGUGGUGUAGGG
Coturnix japonica (Japanese quail) is the source of this 3070-nucleotide messenger RNA. Its product is annotated as Y+L amino acid transporter 2-like. The record is from RefSeq and is a predicted model, not a curated record. Lineage: Eukaryota; Metazoa; Chordata; Aves; Galliformes; Phasianidae. Gene Ontology annotation, molecular function: L-amino acid transmembrane transporter activity. Gene Ontology annotation, biological process: amino acid transmembrane transport. Gene Ontology annotation, cellular component: membrane.